This is a messenger RNA of Trematomus bernacchii (emerald rockcod), 4502 nucleotides long. It is a transcript of the gene aass, whose product is annotated as aminoadipate-semialdehyde synthase. The transcript has 24 exons. The record is from RefSeq and is a predicted model, not a curated record. NCBI's taxonomy places the organism in Eukaryota, Metazoa, Chordata, Actinopteri, Perciformes, Nototheniidae. Bases 119 to 2911 code for a protein of 930 amino acids. Gene Ontology annotation, molecular function: saccharopine dehydrogenase activity. Gene Ontology annotation, cellular component: cytoplasm.
CGGAAACGGAUUAGUUUACCGUGCGGAAGGAUCACCUCUGCGUGACUCUCCGGAGCUCCUUCCUCACUUUCCCUCUGCAGGAGCCGGCGUGGUGAACUGAAGCCCGGUCACAAAAGCCAUGUUCAGACUCCUCAGUCACGGAGGUCAGAGGUCGCGCCGCUGCCUCUCAGUUCAGCGCAGAUAUGAUCACCAUCGAGCCGUCAUGGCUAUCCGCCGCGAGGACAUCAACCCCUGGGAGAGGAGGGCGCCGCUCGCACCGAAACACGUCAAAGAGCUGACCAACGCCGGAGUCAAAGUGCUGCUGCAGCCGUCCAAUCGGAGAGCAAUACACGAGAAGUACUACAUGAGGGCGGGGGCCGUGGUGCAGGAGGAUCUUUCCGAGGCGUCUCUGAUCAUCGGGGUGAAACGACCCCCCGAGGAGAAAAUUAUCCCCAGGAAGACGUACGCUUUCUUCUCCCACACCAUCAAAGCUCAGGAGGCCAACAUGGGGCUGCUGGAGGACCUGCUGAGCAAGGAGGUUCGUCUGAUCGACUACGAGAAGAUGGUCGAUGCUAACGGUUUCCGGAUCGUAGCGUUCGGUCAGUGGGCCGGCGUGGCAGGAAUGAUAAACAUUUUGCACGGUUUGGGGCUUCGCUUCCUGGCUCUCGGGCACCACACUCCCUUCCUGCACAUCGGCAUGGCUCAUAACUACAGGAGCGUGAGCCAGGCCAUUCAGGCAGUGAGGGAUUGUGGGUAUGAGAUCUCCAUGGGGCUCAUGCCCAAAUCCAUCGGCCCCGUCACGUUUUGUUUCACCGGAACCGGAAACGUCUCCAAGGGAGCCCAGGACAUCCUUAACGAGCUUCCUGUUGAAUACGUUGAGCCUCACGAGUUGAAGGACGUCUCGGAAAUUGGAGAAAUGUCCCGAGUGUACGCCACCGUGCUGAGUCGUCAUCACCACCUGAUGAGGAAGAGCGACGGCUUCUACGACCCCAUGGAGUACGAGGACCACCCGGAGCUUUACACCUCGCACUUCAGGACCAGCGUGGCGCCCUACACCACCUGCCUGAUUAACGGGGUUUACUGGGACCCCCACACCCCCCGCCUCCUCAGAAGAAUCGAUGCCCAGAAGUUGAUCAGACCUCUGAAGAAGUCGCCUCCGGCCACAGAGGGAGCUCCACACCUGCCGCACAAACUUCUGGCCAUCUGCGAUAUCUCCGCUGACACCGGGGGAUCCAUAGGCUUCAUGAACGAGUGCACCACCAUCGAUAAACCCUUCUGUAUGUACGACGCCGACCAGCACGUGGACCACGACAGUGUGGAGGGUAACGGGAUCCUGAUGUGCUCCAUCGAUAACCUCCCCGCUCAGCUUCCCAUCGGAGCCACGGAUUAUUUUGGAGACCGGCUCUUCCCGUACCUCUGGGAGAUGCUGCCGUCAGACGCCAGCCGCCCGCUGGACGAGGAAGACUUCAGCCCGCAAGUCAGAGACGCCGUCAUCACCUCGAACGGAGUCCUCACCCCGAAGUUUGAAUACAUCAACAAACUACGAGAGCGGAGAGAGAAGGCUCAGAUCAUGAAGAAGACGGGGAUGAGACGCGUUCUGCUGCUCGGGUCGGGGUACGUCUCCGGACCCGUGGUGGAGUAUCUGACCCGAGACAAGACCACUCAGGUCACUGUGGCGUCGAUGAUGCUGCGGCAGGCGGAGGAGCUGGCGGAGAAAUAUCCCAACACCAUCCCCGUGAUGCUGGACGCAGGCAGUCAGGAGGGACACCUGGACUCUCUGGUGAAGGACCACGACCUGGUCAUCAGCCUGCUGCCCUACUCUCUCCACCCUCUGAUAGCCAAACACUGCAUCAGGAGGAAGGUGAACAUGGUGACAGCGAGCUACCUGAGCCCCGCCAUGAAGGAGCUGCAGAGCAGUGCGGAGGAGGCGGGCAUCACCAUCGUGAACGAGAUGGGUCUGGACCCCGGCAUCGAUCACAUGUUGGCCAUGGAGUGUAUCGACAAGGCCAAAGCUGACGGCUGCACGGUGGAGUCGUACAGCUCGUUCUGCGGAGGUCUUCCUGCUCCCGAGUGUUCGGACAAUCCUCUCCGUUACAAGUUCAGCUGGAGUCCGUACGGAGUCCUUCUGAACACCAUCAGCCCCGCCAUCUUCCUGCAGGACAACCAGGUGGUGGAGAUCCCAGCCGGCGGCUAUCUGAUGGAGUCCAGCACCUCCAAGGAUUUCUUCCCGGGGUUCAACCUGGAGGGAUUCCCCAACCGAGACAGCACCAUAUACGCUGAGUCGUACGGAAUCCAGAGCGCACACACACUGAUCAGAGGGACACUGCGCUUCAAGGGCUUCACGAAGGCCAUGACUGGCUUUGUGAAGUUGGGUCUGAUCAACAGUGAGCCGUGUCCCGUGCUGCUGCCCACCUCGCCCCCUGUUUCCUGGAAAGAGUUGCUCUGUAAGCAGAUGGGUUUGUCCUCUUCUGUCUCUGACGAAGCCUUCGAGGAAGCCGUGUACGAACGCAUCGGGAAAGACGACUUCGCCAUGGAAACCCUGAGAUGGUUUGGGAUGCUGAGCGAAGAGUCGGUGCUUCACGCCGACAGUGUGCUGGCCGCGCUCGCAAAACAUCUGGAAGGAAAACUCUCCUUUGCUGAGGGCGAGCGGGAUAUGAUCAUCAUGAGGAACGACGUGGGGCUCCGCCACCCGACCGGAGAGCUGGAGACCAAACACAUCAGCCUGGUGGUGUACGGGACCCCCAACGGGUUCUCCGCCAUGGCCAAGACCGUCGGAUACCCAGCAGCCAUUGCAGCACGCAUGGUCCUUGAUGGUGAAAUCACUACGAAGGGUCUCGUGGUUCCGAUGUCAAAGGAAAUCUACGAGCCGGCGCUGGCCCGACUGAAGGAAGAAGGACUUCACUUCAUGUCUAAGAGCGACCUGCAGGAGUAGUUCUGUAAUCACUGUAUAUACUAUCCAACACAUCCAGAGAAAACACAUUAGAUCCACAUGCUACCAGCUACCAGCUGCCUUUUCACCAACUUCAUCCAUACUGGAUCUCCUGACAGACUCUCCUGUUUAAAAUUAGAUUUAUAACUCACCUGCCAGGCGCUGACAAAAUAAAUAUGAAUAAUCGCAGAGUUUUUGGGGGAAUAUUUGAAUAUGUGAACGGUUAAAAGGUAAAAAAGGGUUUAAACUCCCUAAAGUUCUUAUUUAUUGUGUUGAAUUUCAAUUUUAGGGACAGUUAGAUUUAGAUUUGAAGUCAAAAAGCUCAUUAAAGGGAAGCAGGGGUCGGCUGUAUCAUACAAUAAAAGCUCUUCUGUGAAGAUCUGUAAAAGGUUGACUAAUCAAACACUAUUUUAGGCAUUCAAAGCAAUAAAUAACACACACUUUCAUCAGGUAAAACUGCCUUGAACUGCCUUAAGUGUUAGAAAUCCCUUUUUAGAUGAUGACUGUUCCAUGUCUUAAACCGUCCUUAUUUCCCCUCCAUGGUUUCAAACAGCAUCUGCUUCAAUUAAAAAUCCAUUAAAACGAGCUCAAUAGUGCACUGACCUUCAAACUGUGAUGCAUUUCAAAAAGAAGUGUCACACUCUGGACACAAGUGAUAGAAAUGAAACCGUCCAACAUAGAAAACGUUGAAUAAAAUCAAUUAACAGAAUAUGAUUUAGCCUCAGAGGUAGUCGUCCACUGUACUAAAUACCAAAGAAGCUGAGAGCAGCUGCUAGUGAUUAUUUCCAGCUUGUUUUGUACGGGAUCACGAGUCAAUAGUGUUUAUUUUGUUCUGCUCAUGUCUGAAAUAUAUAUAGAUAAUACUAGUUAAGCUUUACGGAAGAGGAUUAUGGCCACAUGUGCUUUUUUUCUUCUUCUUCUGAGCAAAAAGUCAGAAUUGCGAGUAAAACAUGUUGUUUUUUCUCUCCAGAAAAUCGCAGAAUUUAUGAAUUAUGAAUCGUUUUCGCAAAAUUCAUAAAGAUAUUCCCUUUUUAAACAGUCGGAUGUCAAAAGAAAACUCAUAUGUUGCCCUAAUCCUCUUACGUGAACGCUUUAUUGGUAAUGAAACCCAAAAUAAAGCGCCUGUGUGAAGUUUCCCCAGAGUGGAUAUGGAGUAUUUAUUGUCUACAAACUGAGCAAUAUUUAUUUGUGUUGUUGGCGAUGAUGUGGUCACCUUGUAAACGGUUUGUAAGAUGCUUUAAAUGGUUAAAAAAACAAAGAGAGAUUUUAUACACACCUGAGAUGUAUUUUUUAAAAUAAUAUAUCCAGAUCCUAUACCUGACAUGUAGAUUAUAUGUGGGACUCCAGAGGGUUUUUAAAAUGCAGAUUUUAGGAGUAUUUCAGGUUAGUGUUCGGAGUAUUGCUUUAAUUUACCUCGCGGUAAAACACGCUUUUAUUAUUUUUAAUAUUUCAGUUGACACUCAUGAUAAAAAGCUUGUUUUGAUAGAAGAUGUUUGCUUUAUGAAAAUGUAAACAUGCUUACAUGAAUACAAAUCUUUCUGUGAUGUGCUUUCAUUAUUUGAAAAAGGGAAAAAUAAAGUUAUCUCUGAAUGUA